Messenger RNA from Coniophora puteana RWD-64-598 SS2, 2024 nucleotides. RefSeq lists its product as uncharacterized. Bases 147 to 2024 code for a protein of 625 amino acids. The record is from RefSeq and is a predicted model, not a curated record. Lineage: Eukaryota; Fungi; Basidiomycota; Agaricomycetes; Boletales; Coniophoraceae. The transcript has 2 exons.
GUUUCCGUGACAGUUAGCCUCCGCUGAGUCUCUGUCCACUUCAUUUUUGCGCUCGUUUGGCAUUCCGGGCUCCUUAACAACAAUCCGACAGCGUGCAAGCGUGCAUAGCUGAUAGCGAAUCCUCAUUUUGUCGCAAGCGCAGAGUCAUGGCCGCCGGUAAGGACGACGUACAAGGUGGCCUAAUCUCUCAGGUUACAGACCUUAGUCUUCAAGAAACAUGCAGCACGCCACUGCCAAAUGCGCAGGAACCGGCUAUGUUUUUUCUCCCCGAGGAGACCCUCAUCGCUAUCUUUGACAUCGCCAUCCGGCUUAACGAUAGCCUUCACAUUUGUGCAGCCUCGCCUUCGAACACGAUUGAUGCUCGCCCAUACGCUUUCGUUCUCGCACAAGUAUGCGCCUACUGGCGACAGCUAGUUGUCUCGACCUCGUCCCUAUGGUCCCUGAUCUCGUAUCGAGCGCGAACGUGGCGCCCUGAACUCGUCAACCCCCAAAUAGAGCGUUCGGGCCCGUAUCCGCUCGAUGUGGUCUUCAUCGCGUCUACGAUCGAGGAAGAGAGCGAUAUGGAUGAAGAGGUCUCCGUCGCCAACGCGUUCGUCUCAUUGGUUUCGCCACUGGUAGCGCGCUUCCGAGUUGUACAUUUUGAUGUCCACGACCACCGCAGCUUCGAGAGCAUCCUCCAUCUUCUCGGCCGCAACGAUGCGCCUCUGUCGAAGGAUUUGGGGGUGUUCGUUUCGACUGCGCCUCCUGCUUUCGAUGUGUCUUCCCACAUGCAGAUGGAUUGGGAGGACACCGAGGCGACUGCCAAGUGCAUGGGUCUGACCCAUCCGCUUCUGCGAAGCAUUAGCCUGCAGGACCUGUACCUGCCAUCAUUCCCCAUGCACAUGCUCGUGAACGUGACACGCGUCGAGCUCAAUUUCACCGGCUCGCAGUCUCAUUCGCACCAGUACGAGCCCAAGUUGGUCCAUCUGCUACAGUUCUUGAACGCCACUCCGCGGCUCGAGGACCUCAUCCUUGAGUGUGGCUCAAAGUUCAAGUGCCUUUCCCCGUCUACCCUUAGUGAUUCCUUUGGUCUCCCGGGCAGAGUCGAACUCCCUAAUCUACGCAACUUCACAUGGACAAACGCGCUUCCAUACUCUGUGAAAAGUGUCAUGAACUCGUUGUCUACGCCCCGUCUCGAGAGCUGGAAGCUCUCCAUCCGCGUGAGGCAGAACACGGCAACAAUGAACGUUUCAGUGCGGGUGCUCAUUCCCUCGCUCAAGGAGUUGUACGUCGAGUGUGUCGACAGGGAAGGGCUUGAGACGGCGUUCGGCAGGCUUGGACUACCGUCUGUAGAGCGAUUCGAGGUGGUGUAUGUCCCGCUGUCCAAACCCAAGUCCAAGUUGAGCAUCCAGCCAGCGCCCCCGGUCUUUCCGUACAUCUCGGGCCUCUUCGUUGCCCCGUGUCUGCAGAACCUCACGCACUUAUCUGUCUGCGGGUUCGCGAUUCCCAAAUCCUAUGUGCCCGGCGGAAUCGGCGAAUUUGAGCUUAUGUACAUGCCUUCUCUACGAUGCUUGUCCUUUAUCGAAUGCACGGGUGCCGCUCCGUUCUUGGGCCAGCUCGCAGCACCAAACGAGAGCAUCAAAGUUGGGGUGAACGUGUGUCCGCGGCUGAGGGAAGUGACGAUCGUGGGGUGUGCGGAUGUGGACCGGGAGGACGUAGAGGAGUUGCUGAGGAGUCGGUCGCAAAGGUGCCAGCGCGAGGAGAUCCAGAAGAUCGUGCAGACGAAGGGAGACGCGCAGGAGGCGUUACUGUUAGGGCGGAAGAUUGUGCCUUUGAGGAGGCCGAAGAGGGCUGGCCCGGGCGCUGCGACCCAUGGUGCACCCACUCCACCGGCAGGUGUGUCAAAUGCGGAGGCUCCUAGCUACGAGGCGUUUAUACCGGCGCAACUCGAGCGGUUGCACAUUGAAGACUGUGAACUGGUUACAGAAGGCGAUGCGACUACGUUGGAGGACAUGGAUUAUGGCACGAUGAACUUCUACUGGUAG